Macrobrachium nipponense is the source of this 9606-nucleotide messenger RNA. RefSeq lists its product as uncharacterized. The coding region runs from base 278 to 9172 and encodes 2964 amino acids. The record is from RefSeq and is a predicted model, not a curated record. Gene Ontology annotation, biological process: phosphocreatine biosynthetic process. Gene Ontology annotation, molecular function: creatine kinase activity; protein binding. The transcript is spliced from 32 exons. Lineage: Eukaryota; Metazoa; Arthropoda; Malacostraca; Decapoda; Palaemonidae.
UUUGGCUGGGUGGGACGGAGGUAUUUGAGGGCGGGGAUGGAGGGGGUGGAGGGAAGUGAAGAUGGCGCGAGAAUGAGGAAGAACUUGCCAUUGACGGGUUAGUAUACAGGUGACUGUAUCACGCAGUGGUUCUGGUUUUGGCGGUCCUGCUCUCCACCGCACAAGGGCGGAACGUGUGGCGCCCACCCCCAACCCCGUCUCCAACUUUGAUUUGAUUUAAUCUUUCAUGGGCCGGACGGCAGCACCGAUGGGUGUUGCAACAGCUGGGUGACGCUAAAUGGUUGCAAUGGCCAAGGCAAAAGAGAAGGAGGCAGCCGGUCGCGCCAACCCGACUCGCAAGAACAAUUUGAACAACAACAACAACAAUGACAGGAACAAGAAGAACUUGGAGAACGGGCUCUACGUUCACUCUUCUCCCCCGAAAGCCAUCAACAGCAACAAUGGUCAAGGGUCGGCCACCAUCAGGGAUUACAUCAGGGCCGGCGACAUAGAGGCCCUGGAGGAGGUCGUCCUUCAGGGCCAAGGGACGAAGCUGGUGAAUCAGCAUGCGACGGACCAGAAGGUCAGGAACUUCCUGAAGACGGUUCCUUCUUACAUGUCCAAAAUCGACCUGAUACACGAUGCCGUCGAGAAAGGAAACCUGCGGGACCUGAAGGCCUUGUUAGACAGAAGGAAGUUGGCCAGAUCUAAGGAUGCACAGGGCGUGGGCCUCCUUCACAAGGCAGUUGUUCACGAUCACCGCGGAAUAGUAGACUACCUCAUUUCCGAUUACCCGGAGACGCUCGACGUCACAGAUCACGAAGGAAGAACACCCUUGCAUUACUGCGCUGCCAGCAAUUUUGCAGAUGACAUGUACUCCACCUUAUCCGAUGCCGUCGCCGAUCCGCAGCUAGAGGACAACAACGGCAAGACGGCCGCAGACUACAUGUCCAAUCCCCGAGAGCUGAAUAUCUCCAAGAAGAACAACAAAAAGGGCAGCGGCGAUUCCAAGGGCAAGAGGAUGACUCCCCCUAAGAGGAAAUCCCCCGCGCACAAAAUCAGGACGCCCCCGAAACGGGAAGGAAUGACCAUCACAGGUGCCAACAUUCGCAUCUGGAUCCACGACAAAGACCUGACCCAGCUGGAGAAGAUCGUGUGGGAGGGUCAAGGUCACAGGCUUCUCGGGGAGACCAGCAACAACGCCAAAGUGCGACAGUUUCUGAACCUCGUCCCCCGAAUGAUGACAAAAAUAAAGGAGGUCCACCAGGCAGCCAUCAACGGCGACCUCGAAACCCUGGACGCCAAAGCGGAUCCUACAGACAUCCUCAUUGCCAAGGACCAGAAUGGACUCACUCCUCUUCACAAGUCGGCAGCCCUGGGUCUGAAGGACGUCUCGGAGUGGAUCGUGCAGAAGAACCACUCGACCCUCUUCGCGCAGGACAACAAGGGCAGGACGCCCCUCUUCUACGCUGGGAUCGCCAAGGACGGCGGCGAGGUGUACGACAUGCUUCUGCGGAGUGGCGCUGAUAAGAACCACAACGAUCAGUAUCGCAGAACCGCAGAUCAUUACAGGUUCAAACCCACCGAUUUAGACGUAUCUAUUAUCCACGAGACUCCUGUGGCCCCUCGUGGGGGAGGGGGUUCCACACUCGAUAUUCCCAGCCGUUCCAGCGGUUCCAAAGAGGGUUCCAGGGCGCCGUCAAGAAACGGAAAAUCUCGAAACCCAAGUCGACGAAACUCCCCGGGCGAAGACAAGAAGAAACACGACAAGAAGAACGACAAAGAAAUUCCCAAGGGCGUCCAGGAUUUCAAAGACAUGAAGUCAGUUUCGGAUGACGAAAUCGAGGCGUUCAUCAGGGAAGGGGACCUGGAGAGCCUGGAAUAUGUCAUCUUGUCUGGAAGAGGGACUGACCUUCAGGGCAAGUCUUCCUGGAACGAUGAAACCAGGAGGUUCCUGAAGAGAGUGCCUGGAUAUAUGGAGAAGAUCACCGCCCUCCACGAAGCCGCUGCAUCCGGGAACGUGACCAACGUGCGACGCCUGGUGAAGGAGAACCAGAAGUUGGUCAUGGCCAGAGACAAGGAUGGUGCCGUGGCUCUCCACCACGCCGCCAAGUCCGGAGAUCCUAAAGUGACCAAAUACGUGAUGUCGUUGUAUCCCGAGGCCGUGACUCUCGAGGAUAAUGACGGAAGAACACCGCUGCAUUACGCCGGCAUGGCCCGCGGGGCAGGUGCUGACGAAGUCUUCAGCCUCCUGGAGAAGGAAGGCGCCCGUCCCGACGAGGCCGACCUGAGUGGCAACACUCCAGAAGACUACCGCCAGUCUUCUUCAAGAUCAAACCUAUUAACUGUAGACAAUCAUGAGCGUGGCCGGACUAAGACUCGGGAGGGUAAAAAGGGCAAGUCCAAUGGACCUUCCAGAGAUCCGUCAAAGGGACCAUCCAAAGGACCAUCCAGAGACCCGUCAAAGGGACCAUCCAGAGACCCAUCAAAAGGACCAUCCAAAGACCCAGCUAAAGGACCAUCGAAGGGACCAUCUAAGGCACCAUCCCGAGAACCGUCGAAGUCAAGGGAAAAAUCAAAGGAGCCAUCUAAACAGAAUUCCAAACAGGCUUCUAAACAGAAUUCCAAGCAGCCAUCUAAACAGAAUUCCAAACAGCCGUCUAGACAGAAUUCUAGGCAGCCGUCGAAAGAGAGAGGUUCAGAACCGUCUAAAGCGGACAAAUCAAAAGAUCCGUCUAGAAGUAACUCCAAAGCACCUUCAAGAAGAGGUUCCAGAGGUUCCAGCCCUCAUGCUGUGGUUGGAGGUGCCAAAAACAACAUAGAGAUCAUCGCAGCUAUAGCGGCUGCAGAAAAGAACGACGAUUACAAGCCCCUGAACGACAUUGUCAUCAGGGGUGAUGGGGAAAAGCUGAUAGGCCAGACUUCCAAAGACCCAGAAGUGAAUGAUUACCUGAAAAAGAUUCCAGAGAGCCUGGAUGCCAUUGAAGAACUUCACUCGGCAGUAGAGGCAGGAGAGACCAGGAAGGUGAUGCAGCUCUUGGACAAGAAGCAGAAGGCCCAGACGAGAGACGGGAACCACGCGAACAUCCUUCACAAAGCCGUUCUUCAUGGACACACAGACCUCGUCCGGUAUAUAAUUUCGUCCUUCCCCGAACUCGCCAAGCAAGAAGACCUCGCUGGCAGGACGCCCCUGCAUUACGCCGCCGUGCUCAGGGACGGAGGACAUAUCUACAAGAUCCUGGAGAAGGAAGGAGGCAAUCCUAAGGCCAAAGACAAGUCCGGCCACUCUCCGGAGGAGUACAAGAACGACCCGAAGAUCCUGACGCAGUGGGACCUGAUGAAGGAACUCGAGGACGGAAUAGGUAAUAGCGACGCAAAGGGUCGACCUGAUACGAAGGAGAGCGAAGCUGGUACUCCAACCCACGAUGGCGAAAAUGAAACCAAACAGAUUGACCCUGUCGCCUUAGUUUCACUGGAAGAGGAAUAUGAGAAAUUUGCUAGCACAGAGUCUCGCUCCCUCUUGAAGAAGUAUUUAACGCAGGAGGUGUUUGAUGACAUCAAGAGUCGGGUUACAGCAGGAGGUGCUACUCUUCAUGACUGUGUUAGAUCAGGCUUUGCCAACCCUGACUCUCAUAUUGGUCUGUAUGCACCAGAUACUGAAUCAUACAGUUGCUUUAAUGAACUUUUUGAUCCUGUAAUUAAUGAAUAUCAUGGAGGAUUUGGCCCAGAUGAUACCCAUCCAGGUAUUGAUUUUGGUGAGCCUAGUGAGCUUGGGGAUCUGAAUGAAUUUGGUGAUUACGUUGUAUCAACUAGAGUCCGUUGUGCUCGCUCAGUUGAAGGUUAUCCAUUUAACCCUCUUUUAACAAGUGAACAGUAUGCAGAACUUGAACAGGAUAUUGUAUAUGCUCUAGAAGGAUUGGAGGAUGACCUAGCUGGCCACUAUCGUCCCUUACACGAACUUACUGCAGAGGAGCAAGAAGAGCUCUUGGGAAAACACUUGCUUUUCAAAGAAGGAGACAGAUUUCUCGAAGCAGCUGGAGCCUCUCGAUUCUGGCCUGGUGGAAGAGGGAUUUUCUUGAACUCCGACGACACACUGGUAGUAUGGGUGAAUGAAGAAGAUCAUUUACGAAUAAUAUCAAUGCAGGAAGGCGGCAACCUAGGAGAAGUGUAUGAUAGAUUUGUGCGUGCUGUCACAGAUCUUGACAAAAUGCUUCCAUUUAGCUUUUCCAAGCGCCUAGGCUUUUUGACCUUUUGUCCCACAAAUCUCGGAACAGCUAUCAGGGCAUCAGUACAUAUUCGUCUGCCCAAGCUAGGGGAAAACAGACAGACUCUGGAAGAGACAGCAGAUAAGUUUAACCUUCAAGUGCGAGGCACAUCAGGAGAGCACACAGAAGCGGAAGAUGGCGUAUUCGAUAUCUCCAACCGCCGUCGUUUAGGCAUCACAGAGAUUGAAGCUCUUCAGGAGAUGUAUAAUGGCGUGAAGGAAAUCAUUCAGCUCGAGCAGAGUUUGGAGGAAAGCGACACCCAAAACUCUCCUGAUGAAGAAGCAAGUGACCAAGUUGACCCUUCUGCAGUGUCCUCUCUUGAUGAAGAGUAUGAGAAAUUCACCAAUACUGAAUCUACAUCACUCUUGAAGAAAUAUUUAACUCAAGAUGUUUUUGACAACAUCAAACAUCGGAGUACAGCUGGAGGUGCCACUCUACAUGACUGCAUUAAAUCAGGUCUUGCCAACCCAGAUUCUAAUAUUGGUCUGUAUGCUCCAGAUGCAGAGUCCUAUGCUUGUUUCAAAGAACUCUUUGAUCCUGUCAUUGAUGAAUACCAUGGAGGAUUUGGUCCUGAUAAUAUUCACCCAGAAGUUAAUUUUGGAGAUCCUGGUGUUCUUGGUGAUUUGAAUGAGUGGGGUGAUUAUGUAGUAUCAACUAGAGUCCGUUGUGCUCGAUCUGUAAAAGGUUAUCCUUUUAACCCCCUUCUGACAAAUGAUCAGUACGUAGAGCUGGAACAGGAUAUUACUAUUGCUUUGGAAUCGUUGGAGGAUGAUUUGUCUGGGGUUUGUCGUUCAUUAAGUGAUAUUAGUCCAGAAGAACAAGAAGAACUAAUAGAAAAACACUUACUCUUCAAACAAGGAGACAGGUUUCUCGAAGCAGCUGGGGCCUCUCGGUUUUGGCCAGAAGGCAGAGGCAUAUUUCUGAAUGCCGAUAACACCUUAGUAAUAUGGGUGAAUGAAGAAGACCACUUAAGAAUAAUAUCGAUGCAGGAAGGAGGAAACCUUAGUGAAGUGUACAGCAGAUUUGUACGUGCAGUGACAACUCUUGGUGAGAAGCUUCCAUUUAGUUCUUCAGAACACUUAGGUUUCUUGAGUUUUUGCCCUACCAAUCUUGGUACAGGCAUCAGAGCUUCAGUACACAUUCGUUUACCUAAGUUAGGAGAGGACAUGCAGACCUUGGAGGAAACAGCAAAUAAAUAUAAUCUUCAAGUUCGAGGUACAUCUGGAGAGCAUUCAGAAGCUAAAGGCCACGUAUAUGAUAUCUCCAAUCGUCGUCGAUUAGGCAUCACAGAGAUUGAAGCUAUUCAAGAGAUGUAUGAUGGUGUCAAAGAAAUAAUUCAGUUGGAGAAGGAUAUGGAAGACAGCAAUGAUGAAGCUUCCCCAGAUGGAGAGGAUGGAAGUGAGCAACUUGAUGCAACCGCUUCUUUUCUCCUUGAAGAAGAGUAUAAAAACUUCAGCAACACAGAGUCUUCUUCACUUUUGAAAAGACACCUGACUCCUGAGAUUUUUGACGCCAUCAAAGAUCGCACCACAGCCCUAGGCGCUACAUUCUAUGACUGCAUCAAAUCAGGCUUUGCAAACCCAGACUCGCAUAUCGGUCUGUAUGCUCCAGAUGCUGAGUCCUAUGCCUGUUUCAAAGAGCUUUUUGACCCUGUCAUUGAUGAAUACCAUGGAGGAUUUGGCCCAGAUGAUACUCAUCCAACGGUUGAUUUCGGAGAUCCUACUACGCUUGGUGAUCUGAAUGCAUGGGGUGAUUAUGUAGUAUCAACUAGGGUUCGUUGUGCUCGAUCUGUUGAAGGUUAUCCUUUCAACCCCCUUCUGACCAGUGAACAAUAUACUGACCUAGAACAAAAUGUCAGUAAUGUUCUGCAAACGUUGGAGGAAGAUCUGGCAGGUAACUAUCGGCCAAUAAGUGAAAUCAGUCCUGAGGAUCAAGAGGAACUCUUAGAAAAACAUUUGCUGUUCAAACAAGGAGACAGAUUUCUCGAAGCAGCUGGUGCCUGUCGGUUUUGGCCAGAAGGCAGAGGCAUAUUUUUGAAUGGUGAUAACACCCUAGUGAUUUGGGUGAACGAAGAAGACCAUUUGCGAAUCAUUUCAAUGCAGGAAGGAGGUAACCUUAGUGAAGUGUACAGCAGAUUUGUACGUGCAGUGACAACUCUUGGUGAGAAGCUUCCAUUUAGUUCUUCAGAACACUUAGGUUUCUUGAGUUUUUGCCCUACCAAUCUUGGUACAGGCAUCAGAGCUUCAGUACACAUUCGCCUACCUAAGUUAGGAGAGGACAUGCAGACCUUGGAGGAAACAGCAAAUAAAUAUAAUCUCCAGGUACGAGGUACAUCUGGAGAGCACUCAGAAGCUAAAGGCCACGUAUAUGAUGUCUCCAAUCGUCGUCGAUUAGGCAUUACAGAGAUUGAAGCCAUUCAAGAAAUGUAUGAUGGUGUGAAGGAAAUAAUUCAGUUGGAGAAGAGCAUGGAAGACGGCAGUAAUGAAAACAAUGAAGAAGAGGGAAGUGAGCAAGAUCCAGCUGCAACCAUUUCCCUUGAUGAGGAGUAUGAAAAGUUUAGCAACACAGAGUCUUCUUCACUUUUGAAGAAACACCUGACGCCUGAGAUUUUUGACGCCAUCAAAGAUCGCACCACAUCCUUAGGCGCUACACUCUAUGACUGCAUCAAAUCAGGCUUUGCAAACCCAGACUCGCAUAUCGGUCUGUAUGCUCCAGAUGCUGAGUCCUAUGCUUGUUUCAAAGAGCUUUUCGACCCUGUCAUUGAUGAAUAUCAUGGAGGAUUUGGCCCAGAUGUUACUCAUCCAACGGUUGAUUUCGGAGAUCCUACUACUCUUGGUGAUCUGAAUGCAUGGGGUGAUUAUGUAGUAUCAACUAGAGUUCGUUGUGCUCGAUCUGUUGAAGGUUAUCCUUUCAACCCCCUUCUGACCAGUGAACAAUAUACUGACCUAGAACAAAAUGUCAGUAAUGCUCUGCAAACGUUGGAAGAAGAUCUAGCAGGUAACUAUCGGCCAAUAAGUGAAAUCAGUCCUGAAGAUCAAGAGGAACUCUUAGAAAAACAUUUGCUGUUCAAACAAGGAGACAGAUUUCUCGAAGCAGCUGGUGCCUGUCGGUUUUGGCCAGAAGGAAGAGGUAUAUUUUUGAAUGGUGAUAACACCCUAGUGAUUUGGGUGAAUGAAGAAGACCAUAUGCGUAUAAUAUCUAUGCAGGAAGGAGGUAACCUUAGUGAAGUGUACAGCAGAUUUGUACGUGCAGUGACAACUCUUGGUGAGAAGCUUCCAUUUAGUUCUUCAGAACACUUAGGUUUCUUGAGUUUUUGCCCUACCAAUCUUGGUACAGGCAUCAGAGCUUCGGUACACAUUCGUCUACCUAAGUUAGGAGAGGACAUGCAAACCUUGGAGGAAACUGCAAAUAAGUAUAACCUCCAGGUACGAGGUACAUCUGGAGAGCACUCAGAAGCUAAAGGCCACGUAUAUGAUGUCUCCAAUCGUCGUCGAUUAGGCAUUACAGAGAUUGAAGCCAUUCAAGAAAUGUAUGAUGGAGUGAAGGAAAUAAUUCAGUUGGAGAAGAGCAUGGAAGACAGCAGCAAUGAAAACACCUCCAACGAUACGAAAGCCGACGCUAACUUGCUGUCGGACCGCCACAAAGGAAUGCUGUCUCGCAGAAACAGCACGAUCUCCUCGAAGUCCGAGUUUCCCGGCAUGUGGUCGGACGAGGGCCAAUAUCUAACGAAAGUGUUAGGAGACGCCCUGGUCAAUGCCCUAUCCGAGGUCAACGAGGCCCGUCCGAAGGACCCCAUCUCCUACCUCGCCUGCAGCUUGUACAACUACCGAUAUUCUGAAAAACCAGACUCGCCGACGAACGACUCCAAGAGUAUUGGCAGCACUGGCUCUGGAGGUUCAGGGCACUCUACUAUAGCCAUGCAGACUGCACUCGAUAGCACUGGCGGACAACAGCAGACUUCACCCCAGACAAGGGACAAGAAUGGCCAGAACGUAUUGCACUUCGCGGCUUCCAGACCGCACGGCCGAUCUGCUUUCUACCGUCUGGUGGCGGAAUCCGGAUGCAAUCUGGCGGACCGAGACGAUCAGUACCGAACUCCGAGGGACGUGGCUGAGGACAGCGACCUCCAGGAAAAUGUCAGAGCCAUUGACAAGUGGAUCAUCAAUCUGGCUGCCGAAGGAAAACAGAAGCAGCUGAAGAAGCUCUUGAUCGAUGGGUAUGACCACAUCGCCGACGUCGACGACGACCAGGGCAACAACAUCUUGAAUGUGGCGCAAAAUAAGGGCCAAGGCAAGACGGUGGACUUCCUCAGGGGUCUGGCUGCCUUUGAGGAAAAACGCGAUUGGCUUCACAAAGCAAUCCGCGUGGGUUCCUUGCCCCACGUGCAGUAUAUCGCAGACUCGGAAGACAUUGCCCGUGCGAAAGAUGUCCACAGCAGGACCUCCUUGCACAUAGCCACGUUAUGUGAAGAGAAGGAAAUCAUGGAGUUCCUUGCUACCCAGUACCCUGACUUGCUGAAGAUUGGUGAUAAUCUCGAGAGAACGCCCCUGCAUUACGCCAUGGCAGUGGAAGGCGUGGACCAAGUUGCUAAGGUUCUAGUCCAAGCAGGUGCUCGAAGGGCAGUGAAAGAUUUGCGAGGACGGACUCCUUCAGGAAGUUUCAUCCACCCUGAAAUUGUCAGGGAGCUCCAAAAGGAAGAAAGGAAACUAACUGACCCUAACAUCAAGCCGAUUCCUGAAGAAGAACCCGGCGUUCCUGAAGAAGAACCCGGAGUUCCUGAAGAGGAACCCAGCGUUCCUGAAGAAGAACCCGGCGUUCCUGAAGAGGAAUCCGGAGUUCCUGAAGAAGAAAAACCCGUAGUUCCUGAAGAAGAACCCGUAGUUCCUGAAGGAGAUCCAGGAGUUCCUGAAGAACCCGUAGUUGCCUGAAGAAGAACCCGGAGAAAGCGAGGAAAGCAGCCCAGUUACUACUUCAUGAACAGAGACGACAUCGUCGUGAUGAUUGAAGACUUGAAGCACGAGGAAGAUUGAAGAGAUGCGGGAAGCAAGGAGAAGAAGAUUAAAAGAUUGGCGGACGACUGAGGACGGGACGUUUGCCAAAAUGAAACACGGUCUUUUUUUUCCGCCCCGAUGUUUUCGCCCAUAGCAAUUCGAGCAGAACUUCAACAAACUUUCCGACAAUUUCAUUUUGGUGACUUUUGAGUGUAAAGUUGUGGAAUGAACUGACAAACUUGGCUUGUUUGGAAAGCCUACAUAUUUUUGUACAGAGAGUUCAAAUAUGUAUGUAUAAGCGCAUAUCCCAGCCAUAUAAAUAACACUAGGUAGUGGUCGAUUAUGAAGAAAAAUAAAAAGUUGAAAAAAUA